This is a messenger RNA of Penaeus vannamei (Pacific white shrimp), 885 nucleotides long. RefSeq lists its product as uncharacterized. NCBI's taxonomy places the organism in Eukaryota, Metazoa, Arthropoda, Malacostraca, Decapoda, Penaeidae. The record is from RefSeq and is a predicted model, not a curated record.
AUGCAGAAAACACUAACCCCAAAACCACGUAAAGACAUGACACUUUGCUAUUCCAGUCUCGUCACUUUGCAGCUCGUUGUGGCGCUGGUCCUAGGGAUCCUGGUCAACACGGAGACCAAACCGGCACCUAGUCCCCAGAUUCUUUCUUAUAGUGUCCCAAGUCCUAUCCUGCCUGGCGUGUUUGGAGGCCAUGUUCUUCCCCCUGUGAUACAUCCAAUGGCUCCGGGUUUCUCAUGUCCCGUUAUCCCAUCCAUGUGCCAUCAACCCGUGAGUCUUCCAAUGAUGUACCACCCACCACCAGCGGUACUUGCUCCCCGUCCACUUGUGCGUCCUGUUCAACUUCCUAUGGUCCUUCCUCAUCCACCAGUGCUGCCUAUGUUAGCUCCUCAUCCACCAGUGCUGCCUGUUCACCCCCCUAUGGUCUUACCUCAUCCACGAAGACUGCCUGUUCCUUCCCCUCUGUACGCUCUCCAGCCACCAGUGCUGCCUGUUCAUCUCCCCGUGUAUUCUCUUCAUCCACCAGCGAUGCCUCUUCGACCCCCUAUGCUUCCAAUUUCUCCAUCAAUGCGCUCACCAACCAUGCUUCAGUCACAGCCACCAGCCUAUUCUCAGCCAUCAGGGACUCCACCGGCAUCCACCCCAUCAGAAUUACUCUCCUCAGCUAAAGUCGUUUACCUCCCAACACCAGAGGGUAAUCCCGGGGCCGAUGCUGGGGCCGACUCCCAAUUCGUCUCAGCGCUUCCCCCCCAGGGUUCCUACGGCUCCCCCUCGACACCAGAUGCCGACCCUUCGAAGGGUGACAUGUCUUCCAUGCUCAGUAUGAUGUCUUCCUUAAAUGGCUUUGGUUACUCCUCAGCCAGUAACGCUUCCGCGUCAGCCAACUAA